This is a messenger RNA of Dibothriocephalus latus, 525 nucleotides long. The record is from the annotation of a GenBank genome assembly. NCBI's taxonomy places the organism in Eukaryota, Metazoa, Platyhelminthes, Cestoda, Diphyllobothriidea, Diphyllobothriidae.
AUGCACCCGUUCACAGCUGACUGUACCAUAAUUUUUUGCCUGUCUGUUAAGAAAUUCCGCGGAAAAGGCAAGAGUGCACACGACCUUGUCAACGAUCCGCGUCUCUCUUCUGAGCCUGUUACCGUCUCCGCAAUGGAUGAUGCCGCUUCGCUGUCGGCCUCCAACGAUCUGCUCAGAGAGGCCGAGGAAAGACGACGACGCAGGGAAGACGCUGCUAACCUUGAAACAGCUGAGGAACGAGAAGCCCGCGCCCAACGCCUGUAUGCAGUGGAGGCAGCUAUUAAGGAAAGCAAGCCACUGGUCUCGGACCUGGGUGACUUUAAAGAUGAGGUGGCCACCUACCGGUCAAAAACGAAACAGCUGAGGGCGCGAAAGGAUCGUGAAGCGGAGACAAUGAACCUUCUCAGUCGUUUCGAGUCGCGUCUUCUCAGUGAGAUCCAGGCAAAGGAGGCUACCGAUUCGGAGAAAAAGGCGGCGGAGGAGGAGUCAGCGAAGGCUGCUGCUAAAGAUGAGGCCGUCUGGUGA